This is a messenger RNA of Macrosiphum euphorbiae (potato aphid), 849 nucleotides long. The record is from the annotation of a GenBank genome assembly. NCBI's taxonomy places the organism in Eukaryota, Metazoa, Arthropoda, Insecta, Hemiptera, Aphididae.
AUGUUAUCAGAUUCUCAUCGCAGAGCUGCAACUAUCAACUUGAAGUUUCAGUUCCCCUUCUAUGGACAUUUAUUAAACUCUACUACAAUUGCGACUGGAGGUUUUUUAUAUUUAGGAGAAUACAUUCAUUCGUGGUUAGCAGCCACUCAAUACAUAGCGCCUUUAAUGGCCAAUUUCGAUUUAAGUACAUCAAACCAUUCGAACAUUUAUUACAUGGAAAAUGGCACUGCAUUAAUAGUAACUUGGCAUAAUGUUACUUUACAAGAUAAACCUAAAGUUGGAGGAUUCACUUUUCAAACAACUUUACAUUCUAAUGGAAAUAUUGUGUUUGCUUACAAAACUGUACCAACUAAAAUCAAAGAAAUUGAUUCUACAAAUCAUCCAGUGAAAAUUGGACUGUCUGAUGCAUAUGUAUUAGAUAAAACAAUAUUUUUUGUCAGAAGAAAAACUAUUUAUGAAUAUCAUAGAGUAACAUUCCAUGAAGAUGAAGUAACAGAUGGCACUGUUAUAAUUUUAACUGCAUUGCCAACAUGUCUAGAGAAGAAAAAUUGUACUAGUUGUAUUAAAAAAGACACAAAUUUCCAAUGUUUCUGGUGUGACAACCGAUGUUCAUCAGGAGUUGAUCGCAAUCGUCAAGAUUGGCACCAAAAAGAUUGUGAGAAAUUGAAGCUUGUUAAUGAAGAUAUGUGUACAUCUGGAGUUACAACUGUUACUCCUCCUGUUGUUGAUAAUUCUAGUGUUGAAUCAUCUGUUAAAUCUGAAUCUCUAUCGACCAAAUCAGUGGGGUUGGGGAAAAGGAGAAGCUCGCUACACAGCUGCUACCAUUCAUAUGUAAAAAGAAACAAGUAA